UUGAGACCAACCUGUACAGCUGCUUAUAUUUUCGAUUUAUUUUGUGAACAGCCCGACGUUUUUUAAAAAACAAGCCCAAAUUUUCAUUUAUUAAUGUCCGUUUUACACAAAAUGCGCAUUCUUUUGUGUAGGGACUUUGUAUUUUUUUACCACCCUCAAAAACGAAAAGUUCCUUAACAUUUUGAGGUUAUGUCCGAAAUCUCCCAAACAAAAUCUUCAAAUUUUGAUAAUUUGAAAAUUAAGUAGGAAGAAAGGACUAGCUUAAUAGUAAUAAAGGUUACGUAAUUAGUUUAGGUGUACCAAAAUGUCAGGUGUUGAAUACCUCAAGAAGUUCGAUGGCUUCAACUGUGAACACGCAACAAUUAAGUCAUUUGACUGCACGUAUUGCCCUUUUCAAACAGAAUUAACACUUAUUUUGAGACAACACAUCGAAAAGUGUCACCACUUUAAAAGAGAAAAUGGGGAUUUAUCAGUCCAGGGAAGGAACGUGAAAAGCUACGUGUGUGAAAAGUGCGGUUUUGAGACACACUUUUCACUGAAAUGGCUUCAACAUACCACAACGUGUUCAAAAAAUGAAUCAAAACACGAAAUUAUGAGCACUGGGAUGAAAUUCAAAUACGACUAUUUAUUGAAGAUACACGAAAUUGCGAAACACAUGAAUGACGAAGUAAUGCCAUUUCAGUGUGAGAAGUGCCAAUAUAAAACGAAGCAAAAGCAAUAUUUAAAGGACCACAUAAAAAAUAAACACAUGGAUACACACAGUAUUAAGUGGUACAAGUGUGCAAAGUGCCCAUACAAAUCUAAACAGAAUUCUAAUUUAAGAACUCACGUAAAAAUACACCACUUGGAAGAAAAGGACAUUCAGUGGCACAAGUGUAAAAAUUGCCCUUUUAAAACCAAGUACACAACAUCUUUAAGUAGGCACGUGAUUAUACACCAUGUGGAUGACCAAAACACUAAGUGGUAUGAAUGCAAAAAGUGUCCAUAUAAAGCUAAAGAAAAACGGAAUUUAAAACGGCACAUAUUUACGUUGCAUUUGGACGAAAAUGACAUUGAGUGGUACGAAUGUAAGCAAUGCCCAUACAAAGCUAAAGAAAAAAGAUAUUUAAAGCAGCAUGUAAGAAACGUUCAUUUGGACGACGACAAUAUUAAAUGGUAUGAAUGCAAAGAGUGUCCAUACAAGGGGAAACAAAAGUCGCAUUUAAAGAGCCAUGUGAGGACGCACCAUUCAGAGAAAGAGUAUAUCAAAAAAAUUCUGAUGUAAGAUA
Molecule: messenger RNA, 1268 nt
Organism: Zophobas morio
Lineage: Eukaryota; Metazoa; Arthropoda; Insecta; Coleoptera; Tenebrionidae
Product: zinc finger X-chromosomal protein-like
Exons: 2
Coding region: 305-1264 (319 amino acids)
Biological process (GO): regulation of transcription by RNA polymerase II
Molecular function (GO): RNA polymerase II transcription regulatory region sequence-specific DNA binding; DNA-binding transcription factor activity, RNA polymerase II-specific
Source: RefSeq, a predicted model, not a curated record